UAGACUAGCUCAACACAUUCUACGCUUGCUUCAAAGCUGACAACUCUGAGCCACCCGGAAGAGCUCUUGCUGCUCCGUUCAACCAGGUGUUCUUUCUCUCCAAGGCUGACGUCAGUCUCAUCACUCCUGACCCAUCCCCAGUUGUGUCCAUAAUUGUGUGCGCUGUCUCUACCCACAUCUUCAACCUGUCCUGGGUUGUAGUCUCACCUCAGAACGCUCUCAUAUCAGUGGCAGUCUGCCAGGAUUUUUGGAUCAACUCUAAUAUGCGUACAGCCAUAACAGAUUGAAGGAGGCUGCAAUUUCCAUUUAUUUUUUGUCUGAGAAGGAACAACUAUGUGAGAAUGCUGUUUAUUGACUAUAACACUGCUGUUCCUUUAACUCCUCACCAAACUAAGAGCACUUGGUCUGGAUGCCACCCUGUGCAACAAGUUUGGAUUUUGGAAGGCGGACCCCAGGCUGUACUGGGUGUUUUGCCAUUCAGCCUGUGAGAAACUAUGCCCGUGCCUUGAGAAAGAAGAAGCCAGUGAUGGAAAGUCAACUGAGUGAUCUUCCUCCGACAAUGCUGAAGAUGGAAUAUGCUGCUGUUCCACUCGCUCAAACAGCCGAUGACUUGGUCAUGAGACUUCUGACACUAGAACUAGCAAGCCAUAGCGAGAAGUUGAAAUUGAAAACUGAGCAGCUGAUUGCCAAAGUCCAGAGGGAUGACGCUGACCACAGCUCAACAGAAGUCAGGGUGGCCAUUUUGACCUCCAAGAUUCGAAACUACCAGGAGCACUUGCACAAACAUCCUAAGGACAAAGCAAACAAGCGAUGGAUGUUAAUGGCAAUUGACCGCAGAAAGAAGCUGCUCAAGCACCUGAGGGCGACACGUUAUGACACUUUUGAACAUGUCUGCCAGCAGCUGGGCAUCACCUACACUUUCCCCCCGGAGUACUACAGACACGCCACCCGUCGCUGGGUGGCCAAGAAAGCCUUGUGCAUAAAGGUCUUCAAAGAGGUCCAGAAGCAGAAAUUGGAGCAAAGGAAGAAAAUAAUACAGACUCUCCCCACCGGACAUGUGGAACUAGCUCAAACAGCAUCUACGGGAACAAAAUAAUGGCUACAGUAUUACUCAAUGCAUUCAGUAUGUUCCGAUGUUUGCUAUGCUGAAACACAUACAAAACAUGAAUAGUCAUUAAAUUGUUCAUAGCAGACUGGCUUCAUUCUUCCUGUCCCUUCUGCAAGUUGACACAUAAAACCUCAUUUUGUCCUGAAUAAAGACUAUGACGCAGAUGUGG
Messenger RNA from Esox lucius (northern pike), 1277 nucleotides. It is a transcript of the gene mrps15, whose product is annotated as mitochondrial ribosomal protein S15. Lineage: Eukaryota; Metazoa; Chordata; Actinopteri; Esociformes; Esocidae. Gene Ontology annotation, cellular component: ribosome. Gene Ontology annotation, molecular function: structural constituent of ribosome. The record is from RefSeq and is a predicted model, not a curated record. Bases 410 to 1096 code for a protein of 228 amino acids. Gene Ontology annotation, biological process: translation. The transcript is spliced from 8 exons.